AUGGCUUUCAAGAAGUUUGCUCUGCUUGCCCUAGCCGGCUCGGCCUUUGGUGCCAUGGCCGGCAUGCCGGGAGACGCCAUGUCUUCCGAUAUGGCUGACUCCAUGCCCACACAACCAGCACAGAGCGCGGACCACGGCUCCAUGGCGGCGACUGAAAACACAGCACCGAUGGCAACCGAUACCAUGGCCACACACAUGACGGAAGACUCUUCAAUGGAUUCUGGCGACCAUAUGACGGAUUCAGAUGCUAUGACCGCAAGCAUGACCGAGAUGGGCUCAAUGACGACGAGUGUGACCGGCAUGGACAUGCCGAUGGGGACCGGGGGAAUGGUUCAUGGAAACUCCACAGGAUCUGAUGAUCCUCCCAUCUCUGGCAGUGGCGUCAGCAGUAUUUCGAUCGGCUUCAUUGCCGCCUCGGUGUUCCUGGGACUACUCGUCCAGCUAUAA
This is a messenger RNA of Neoarthrinium moseri, 447 nucleotides long. RefSeq lists its product as uncharacterized. NCBI's taxonomy places the organism in Eukaryota, Fungi, Ascomycota, Sordariomycetes, Amphisphaeriales, Apiosporaceae. The record is from RefSeq and is a predicted model, not a curated record. The transcript is spliced from 3 exons. Bases 1 to 447 code for a protein of 148 amino acids.